AAAAACUUUAAUGAACGAAAGGAAAUAACACUUUAAGGUGGUAAUAUAUAGAAUUACACGGUUGUGGUGGUGUGGUCUACCAUCCUGGAUCAGCUGACGGAGCAUCGCGAGAAGAGGAUCCGAUCUCACUUUAAGAGGUUCUAACACCAGACUUAAUCAGCCACAAUGGAGGAAGAUACAGAAUACCUCAAGUUGCCUCUGGAAGACCGCUGUGUACACAAGUUAUGGAAGGCCCGUCUCAAUGGUUAUGAAGAAUGCACAAAGUAUUUCCCAAAGAUUACAGAUGAGCGAUCUCCAGAGUUCAAUAAAUUCGCUCCUCUUAUGAAAAAAUUUGUUACAGAUAGUAAUGCUGUUGCUCAAGAAAAAGCCUUGGAUGCAGUCUUGGCAUUUGUGGAGAAUGCCCAUGUGGCUAGCAGAACAGCAGGUGACUGCACAUCUGGUGUUGUCCAAAAGUGUUUGGCUGCUCCUAAGCGAGGGACACAGGAAAAGGCAUUGGAAAUCAUUCUAAUGUAUUGUGAAAUUGAGAAGUAUGAAAUAGUUCAAGAAGAACUCAUGAAAGGUUUCUCUCAAAAGAAUCCAAAAGUUGUUGCAGGAUGUGUACGAGCAUUAACUACAGCUUUAAGGGAAUUCGGACCAAAAGUGAUCAGUCCAAAACCAUUAAUGAAACAGGUGCAUACAUUACUAGAAGACAGAGACAAAAAUGUGAGAGAAGAGGGGAAAAAAUUGGUUAUAGAAAUGUACAGGUGGAUCCGACAGGCAUUAAAACCUCAAAUGUCUUCUCUUAAGCCAGUUCAGGUUCAAGAACUGGAGGCAGAGUUUGAAAAGCUUGGGGGUGAAAAAGUGGUUCAGACUCGCUUCCUACGAUCUCAACAAGAACUCAAAGCGAAGAUUGAGGCUCAAGCAGAUGGAGAUGAUGAUGAAGAUGAGGAAGAGGAGGAAGAAACACCACAGAUAGAUCCAUUUGACUUAAUGGAUCCAGUCGACAUUCUUUCCAAACUCCCAAAAGACUUCUAUGAAAAGGUUGAAGCAAAAAAGUGGCAAGAACGCAAAGAGGCUGUAGAGUUACUACAUCCACUAACACAAAACAUAAAACUGGAGGCGGGUGAUUACCAUGACCUUAUGAAGGUCUUGAAAAAGAUGAUUGCCAAGGACACAAAUGUGAUGAUAGUAGCCCAGGCAGGCCAUUGUGUUGCUGGUCUUGCAAGAGGAUUAAAAAAGAAAUUCUCUCCCUUUGCGCAAUUAUUCACCGAGACAAUCCUGGAGAAGUUUAAGGAGAAGAAGGUCAACGUGGUCAGUGCCAUGCGUGAAGCCAUCGAUGCUGUGUACCAAACGACAACCUUAGAAGCCAUUCAGGAGAUAGUGAGUACAGCGCUGACCAACAAAAACCCCCAAGUGAAGGCUGAGACCACUGCUUUCUUGGCCAGAUCCUUGUGCUACUGUACCCCAGCUAUACUCAACAAAAAGAUGCUUAAAGUCAUCACUGCAGACUUAUUACGAGGGCUGAAUGAAUCAGAUCCCACUGUACGUGAUAAUUCUUGUGAAGCUCUGGGUGUGGCUUUGAGAGUGGUGGGGGAGAAACAGAUGAUGGUAUCCAUUGCUGAUGUGGACAACUUAAAAAUGCAAAAGAUCCGAGAAGCGUCAGAAAAGGCAGAGAUAAAGGUAAAGAUUUCAGCCCCCAAAGCCAAAAAGGCAGCUCCUAGCAAGAGGGAAGCACAUGUUGCAGAGGCUGCAGCUUCUGGCCCACGGAAGGUAGUCAGGGGAGGAGGUCGGCGGGCACCAUCAUCCGAGUCUGCUAAAGGAAAGAAAGCUACAGCAGGAAGAGGUAGUAAAGGUGGGGGAGGGGGUGGUGGAGGAGGUAGAGGCCCUCCUGUAGAAGAGUGUAAAGAAGCAGAAAUCUCAAUAGAAGAAGCCUUAGAGAAAGCUACAGAAGUCUUACCUGAAGAUGUUGUAAAUGGACUCACAGAUUCUAACUGGAAGGCUCGGUUAACUGCUGUGGAAUCCUUCACUGAGACAGUAAGGAUGAUGGAUUGCAGUGAAAUUCCCACCCAGGCAUUAGUGAGAGUCCUUGCUCAGAAGCCAGGUUUUAAAGACAACAAUUUCCAAGUCCUCAAACUAAGGCUUGAGGCACUCAAACAUCUUGCUGAAAAUUCUGAUUUUACGAGACGGUCAGGAGAAGUAUGCAUACAAGAUCUUGUAGAAAAGCUGGGAGAUCCCAAGAAUGGACCAUUAUGUGGAGAGGUCCUUCUUGCCAUGGCUGAGGCGGCCAAGCUACAGUGGGUCGGCCCAGAAGUCAUGACCCGAGCAUUUGAACAAAAGAGUCCCAAAGUUCAAGAAGUUGCACUCAAGUGGCUUUCAGAUGCUAUCACAGAGUUUGGUUUUGUUUUACAGCCAAAGGCUCUCAUCAGUGACAUUAAAAAGGCUCUAGGACAUACUAACCCAGGUGUACGGACGGCUGGUGUCAGUCUUUGUGGCACAAUCUACCUGUACAUGGGUGCCACUCUCCGAGUCUUCUUUGAAGAUGAAAAAGCUGCUCUCCUUCAGCAGAUUGAUACAGAAUUUGAAAGGCUAAAUGGCACGAGUCCCCCUGCUGCUACCCGAGGUAUUAACCGAGAUGGCAGUACUGACAACGAUGGAGAAGAUGAUGACGUCGACUCAGGACAAGCAGUCAUCAAUGUUCAAGACUUAGUGCCACGAACUAACGUCAGUGAACAACUCACCUCCACUCUUUUCAGUGACUUGGCUGAUAAGAACUGGAAGGUAAGAAAUGAGGCCCUGGUAAAAGUGUCCAAUAUUAUAUCAGAGGCCAAGUUUAUCAAGGGGGAUAUUAGUGAACUACCUACUGUCCUCGCUGCUCGUAUGAAUGACAUGAACAAGAACUUAGCCCUGGAGGCUCUGCGGAUAACAGCAUCUCUUGCUGUUGCUCUGGGCCCUCACUGUAAACCUCACACAAGAAAUAUUGUUCCCGGAAUGCUGGCUGCCCUAGGAGAUAGUAAGCAAAAUAUUCGGCAACAAGCCAUGAGCACUCUCAACUCUUGGGUUGAACAGGCAGGAGUAAAGGAAACCAUUGAUGGGGAAGUGUUUGCUGAUGCUUUAAAGUCUGGUUCACCUUUCUUGAAAGCUGAACUGUUCCUCUGGAUGGCGGAGAAACUUAAAGAUGCUCCAACGAAAGGUAUAAACAAAGAGGAAUUACAUGCCUGUACCCAAUAUUUGUUCAUGGCAUUGGAAGAUCGUAAUGCUGAUGUAAGAAAAGGAGCCAAUGAAGCUGUUAUGCCAUUCAUGAUCCACCUGGGUUAUGAAGGCAUGCUCAAACACACCAGCAGAGUAAAGCCCUCUUCAAAGAACACAGUGAUGCAAGCUUUGGAAAAGGCUAAGCCCAAUCUACCAGCAAAGCCUCAGCCUAAGCAAAAGGUCAGCACAAGUGGAGGUGGUCCUCCCACGCGUGGAGGAGCACAGGGUGGAGGGGGAGCUUGUAGUGGAGGAAAAGGUACUCCAACUGGCAAGAAGACCCUUAGGGCACCCUCAGCCACAAGAAUGGGCUCUGCUGCUGGACGUAAGGAUUCAGAGGAUGUGGACACCUCCCCGCUCCUUCAAGUUAACAAUCUCAAACAGCAGCGAGCAUCAGACGAGCAGCGCCUCCGUGUUUUACGUUGGGACUUUUCAACCCCUCGGGCAGAGUUCAUAACACAGUUGAAAGACCAGAUGACCACUGCGGGGAUGAACCGGCAGUUGGUCUCAAACAUGUUUCAUCAGGAUUUCAAGUUUCACAUCAAAGCUAUUGAUGCUUUAAAUGAGGAUCUCACUUCAAACUUGCCAGCUUGCAUCGCCAAUCUGGACUUGAUUUUGAAAUGGUUGACGAUCCGGUUCUUCGACACUAAUCCAUCAGUAAUCAUAAAAGCCAUGGACUAUUUGCAGCAAGUUUUUCAGUUAGUGUCAGAAGAUGAAUAUCAUUUGUUAGACACUGAAGCCAACGGUUUCCUUCCAUUCCUAGUCACAAAGUUUGGUGAUCCUAAGGAUUCCAUCAGAGGGCCAGCCAGAAAUAUUGCAAAGUUAAUUUGUAACAUCUAUCCAGCAAGCAAGGUGUCACCAUACAUGUUGGAAGGACUUAAAGCUAAAAAUGCCAGACAAAGAGCAGAAUGCUUGGAAGCAAUAGGUAACUUGAUAGAGGUGUAUGGGAUGCCUGUGUGUCAGCCAUCUCCAGGUGUAGCGCUCAAGGAAAUCGCAAAACAGAUUGCUGAUCGAGACAACUCAGUCAGAAAUGCUGCACUCAAUGGCCUAGUCCAAGUGUAUUUCCGAGAGGGAGAGAAGGUCUUCAAACUCGUCGGAAAUUUAUCAGACAAAGAUAUGAGCCUACUGGAAGAACGCAUCAAGAGAGCAGCAAAGAAUCGACCUGUCAUAAAGAAGCCACCAGUGGAACCUGAAGUGCCAACUGUGCGAGGGGGUGGUGCAGCCAGUGGACGACUGAACCGGGUCAUACCAACACCUGCACAGCCAGCACCAGCUAUUGUUCGAGACAGAGAGAGUAGUGCUGGUGGGGACCAAAGUAGCCUUAUCAAGAGAAGAAUGCAUAGAAACCCCAGUUGGAGCUCUGAAUCUAUGGACAAGAGCCAAGAAGAUUUGAGGUUGUCCCCUCCUGUGUGGCGCAGACCUCCACAGCAUAAUUCCACAGCUGCUGUCUCUAGUAGCAUUAGCAGCCUGAGUAGCAUGAGCAAUAUUAGUAGUCUGGGAAGCUUAAACAGUUUUGACAAUACAAGCUCAAACAGAGGACAGCUAAAGGGAGAUUGGCCUUUACCUCCUUUACAUAGGAGGCCUCACACUUCAGCCACUUUAGAACAAGCGCGUCGCAUAUCCCGCUCUCUUUCUUUUCUCUUGGGAGAGCCAGACUUGGAACCUCUGGCUGAAGAGCCUCCUUCACCUCAUAAUGGGCCUUGUCAUACACUGCCUCCUCUCUCUCCUCACAUGCCUCCUCUUCUCACAAGGACCGUCACUUCGCCUCAGUUCCCUGGGUUGCGAAAUCAACACCAGUCUACUAAUCCUGCCACUCCAUUCAAGAUUGAUUAUGGACUUAUUGAAAAACUCCUGGAGAACGAUAACACAGAUAGACCACAGUACAACAUCGAAGAAAUUCCAGACAUGGCUUCCAUACUCAACUACAAGCCUGUAUGUCCCACUCCUGCCUCUAAACUUACCAGGCCCGGGUUCAGCUCAGUUCCUCGACCUUUAUCCUCGGCCUCACCCAUAGAGUCUGAGGGUGCAGCUCAUGCUAUCAACAUGGUCAUAUCUCAGGUAGGCACUCCAGAUGCCAAUACAGUUAUAACAGCCUUGUCGCAACUGGAUGAGGUAUUGCAGUCAGAGGAGCGGUGUUAUGAGUUAGCGCCCCACAUAGACCAGCUGCUGAUUGUGGCUACACUACAGUAUCGUCUAGUCCUUAAUACAAAAAUGGCCAACCCUAAUGUUAAUAAAGAAGAGUGCAUUAAGAUCUACCGAUCACUCACCAACUGUUUAAUGAUGAUCUUCAAUAACAAACAGCUUGGAACAAAAGCAACUAGAGACGUUCUCCGAGAUGUCGUACACGUUCUCAUUCACAUUCUGUUGGACCCUCGCCUCACCCAGCUGGAGGACGGACCACAGAUCAUCCGUGCCAUUAAUGUACUUGUUGUUCGUAUUGUUGAGAAGGCACAGUUCACUCAUGUUUUUAGCGCCCUUUUGAAGUUGCUCCAUGAGAGUGUUAGUAGCGGAGGUGGGUGCAAGUUCACAGAGUUGGUGAUGAAGUGCAACUGGAAGGUGAUUCGCAUUCUUCCCUCACGCACCAAUGACCUUGACUUAGACCAGAUACUCUUUGAUGUUCACAACUUCCUAGUGGCUUACCCAGUCAACACGUGGUCUGAGCGGCCAUCAGACACACCACUGCGCACAAUUAAAACAGUCAUCCACACCCUCUGUAAAGUAUAUGGCACAACCAUCCUCAGUCACUUCUCCAAAAUUGAUAAUGCUCAUGGUUCUGAACUUCACAAGUACCUUACUAAAGCACUCAAGGAAGACAAACCCAAGACUGAAGAUGAUGGUGGUAUCGGAGACAGUAACAGAUUAGCUGCUGCACAAGUUUCAAAUGAUUCUGCAGAGAGUGGCAAAUCCCCUAAGAGACUAAGCAAAACGGCUCACAACACGUUAUCUGAAAUCUUCCGUAAGAUUGGCUCCAAGGAAAAUACUAAAGAAGGCCUGAUCCAACUGUAUGAGUUCAAGCAGAAACAUCCAGAAGCAGACAUAGAGCCUUUCUUGAGAAAGUCAUCACAAUUCUUCCAGAACUACAUUGAGAGAGGAUUAAAAAGAGUUGAAAUGGAACGACAGGCAGAAGUAAAAAUGACUUCAAAUCCUGCUUCAGAAAGUGGGUCAAACUCGGGACCUUUGGCUUCCAUCCAAGUUCCAGACACCACCAACUUCAACAUGAACGACCUCGUUGAUCAGUUCAAGUCCAUUGCGGCCCGUGCUGGAUUUGACAAUACAUACAUUGAUACUGCAGUGAAAGACAUUUGCAGUACUGAAAAGGAAGCUAAAGGGGAUAUCUCAGAAUAUAUCAAGGGCUUGCCAUCUGAAUACAAUGUAGAACAAACUAUGGAUCGCUAUGGGUCUCAUGAUCAGUGAGAGUUAUUUUAUUUGUAUUUGUAUUUUUUAUUUUUUUCUCCACACAAAGCACACAUGUUGAUUUUAUUUGAGGGAAAGUCUUUUGAGUAACAAAUUAAGCAUUGACAAAUGAAGUAAUUGAUAUUAAUACUGUGGUGAUUACUUAUUGGUGUAAAUUUAUGUUUUAUAGUAGUUGUACUUUUUUCCCGGGUGAUAAUGUGAUGUGGUUUGUAGUGGUCAGAUGGUGGACCUUGAAAUGUGCCUCAAACUUCAACUUUCAGUAUUUCCAUUGUGUACUACUUAGACGGUCUUCAGAUAUUGAUGUUUCACCAAAAAUUGAAGACAAUCGUCAAGGCUGCUUACUCUCAUUCCAUCUGUAGCACAACCAGUUUUAUCAAAAUUUGUAGUAUACCUACACGACAAAUGUCUUAACUUUCUGGAUAAAGACGUUGAAGGUAAAUAAGAAUGGAAUGAAGGUGUGGUUUUCAACCUUUGGUAAGUUAGUAAUGAAAGUGCCACAGUGUAUGCUAAUAACAUCCCAUAAACACUGAUCCCAGAUAAAUCUCUGUAUGUAUGUAUACCGAUGGCUGCUUUAGUUAUUAAAGACCUGGGAACUGCCAUAUGUACUGCUGUCCCCUUACUUAUAGACUCAUAAAAACUUGUAUCAAUUAUAAUAUCUUCCAUAUAAUUCAUGUCUCAUUCACAGAUAUCUGCACAGCCUCUGUAUAACUAGAUUUUUUUCCUUUUUAUUUAUGAAUGGAUUACCACUAGUGAGCAUGUGUAAGUGGUGUAUCAAGUCAGAAUUCUUCCAUUUAUAUAAAUAUACGUAUAUAUCUACAAUGUCUUGAUAUUCACAGUUCCCAACAACUUUAGAAGAUCUGUGAGCUCAUAAAAUUGAGUCAGAAUGGUUUUUUAUUUCUGGACUACUAUAAUAAUGCUAUUUUAGGUUCCUCCAUCUGGUGUUUAUAAGGUGUUAUAAUUAGUUUGCCUUGGUUCAUUUGUGCAUUAUUUUAACAAACAUUAUGUAAGAAACUUUACACAUCAUUCCAAAAUGCACAUUUACUUGUGUUAUACCGGGAAAGGAACUUCAGAAAAUACAGCAUGAGUUCUUAAGAUUAUUGUUCAUGUAGCUGCAUUUUUGCAGAUUUCAUCAUGUUCAGAUUUUCCUGAACAAGCCUUUAGCCUAACAUCCUCUUCAUAACCUGUAAUUACAAUUAUUUCUUUCUUUCUCUCAUGGGACAUGAUUAAUUUUUAUCUCACCCACUGUGUAUGUUUACCCUUGAGGAAGCUCUUUCAUUUGUAGUUUUAUAUUUUUGUUUAAAAAAAGAACUUAUUUCACUAAGCACCUCUUGUAAAUACUCAGUUUUAGUUAAAUACAUUAACUUAUCAAAAUAUUGUACCUAUACUAGGGUUUAUUGUGCAACAGAUGAUUAGUCAAUAAACAUUAGAUAAAAG
This is a messenger RNA of Homarus americanus (American lobster), 8073 nucleotides long. RefSeq names its product cytoskeleton-associated protein 5-like (gene msps). NCBI's taxonomy places the organism in Eukaryota, Metazoa, Arthropoda, Malacostraca, Decapoda, Nephropidae. The transcript is spliced from 37 exons. Gene Ontology annotation, biological process: establishment or maintenance of microtubule cytoskeleton polarity; centrosome duplication; microtubule polymerization. Gene Ontology annotation, cellular component: centrosome; microtubule plus-end; spindle pole. Gene Ontology annotation, molecular function: microtubule plus-end binding; microtubule plus end polymerase activity. Bases 166 to 6639 code for a protein of 2157 amino acids. The record is from RefSeq and is a predicted model, not a curated record.